Molecule: messenger RNA, 2724 nt
Organism: Oncorhynchus mykiss (rainbow trout)
Lineage: Eukaryota; Metazoa; Chordata; Actinopteri; Salmoniformes; Salmonidae
Product: mRNA-decapping enzyme 1A
Biological process (GO): deadenylation-dependent decapping of nuclear-transcribed mRNA; positive regulation of catalytic activity; deadenylation-independent decapping of nuclear-transcribed mRNA
Cellular component (GO): P-body
Molecular function (GO): enzyme activator activity; mRNA binding
Source: RefSeq, a predicted model, not a curated record
CUUUCCUAACCUUAACCUCCUAACCUGAUACGCUAAUUAUCCUAACCUGCUACUAAAAAGUCACUUCGUUAUCGAAGUGGCGUGAAAAGAUUGUUUCACUUUCCCAUGACUUACCCCGGUGUCUUCGAACCCCGACAGCGAACGCCAUAUCAUCUCCCUCUUCUUUGAGGCCACUCGACGCCGUUUAGUGUCCACAUUCUACAACGAAUCAACAGGAAAUGUAUGUGUAUUGAAAGUACGACAGUAAGAAAGAAAAGACCGAAAUUGAAGGCACCUUAUUUGUUUAUGCCAGGUGUGCAUCCCCUCAUCAUGGCUUCACCAUCAUGAAUCGCCUGAGCACAGAGAAUCUGGUGGAGCCCAUCAACAAAGACCUUGAGUUUCAGCUCCAAGACCCCUUCCUGCUGUACAAGAAUGCUAACUUGGGCAUAUACAGCAUCUGGUUUUACGAUAAGAAGGACUGCCAGCGCAUCGCUCAGCUCAUGGUGAAGAUUGUGAAGCAGGAAGCCUUGCAGGGACACCGGGGCUCCCCAGAGAGGGCUGACGUCCCUGGGAGGACCAAUGGCUGCUCCAUUGACAUCCUGGAGCUCCUCAGCAAGGCCAAGGAUGAGUUCCACAGGACUCAGGCGGGGGAAACAGAGCAGAGGGUGAACACCGAGACGCUGAAAACAGCCGGUGACACUACAGAGCACGCUCACAGCGCCUCGCAGCCAGAACAGAGCUCCCACUCUGGCCAGAGGCAGAUCACUGUGGAGGAGCUGUUUGGCAGUUCUCUACCGAAGGAGGCCAGCCUGCUGCCAGCCAUGCCCACCCAGAGUUCCACAGACCCUGCUGCCUCGGCCCCCGUCAGCUUCCUCCAGGCCCAGAGCUAUGCUCCACCCAUCCCUUUCCAGCCCUUACUGACACCCCGCCUCACAGCAGACCCAGGGGGAAACAACCGGCACCUCACCCCUGGUCUGAUCUCCCUGAUGGAGGCCAGAGGGAGCCCUGGCCCAGGCUACGCCCUCUACCCUGUGUUCUCCGGUGGACCUUCAGGGGACCCCCAACCCCAGCACUCUGUGUCCCCACUGUUGGUGACGCCAUCUGGGGUUGAGGCUUGCGGUCCUCCACCUGGCCCUCUGUCGGCCUACCUGGGGAAGGAACCGGCCUACCUGAAACCCAGCCCCUCUGAUCUCCACAAACCCACCCUCACACCUAGCGUCUUGCCCAGCCCGCUGGCCACACCCCAGAGCUUCAGAGAGCCAAUCACCAAGCCCGCUGCCCUCGGCAGCAUGCCCACAGGCCGUGUGCAGGCUGUCCCUAUGAAGGCGGGUCUUGUGGUACCGGGGGCGGGCACUUCACUUACGGGGGCAAAGCACUCCAUUCUGCUCUCACCAAGCGCCUUUCAGCAUUCUGUUGCCAAGACAACGGACCUGCAGAGGAAAGCUGCCCCUCCCUCGCCUCCGCCCGCAGCCACAGGGGUGGUGGAGCUCCCCCAACCCUCCUACAACAGGAUCCAGUUACAAGACACACUCAUCCACCUCAUCAAGAAUGACCCAGUGUUUCUCAGUGCCAUCCACGAGGCCUACCUCCACAGUCUCUCCAAGGACCUGAGCCACGUCAAACUAUAGCCCCAUUCCAAACCUGAGGCUGGGCCUGGACACGCCUGGACAGGGGCACCAGCCAACCUAGCCUACAGGUACUGGACCACUGGGGGCUACUGCUGGUCAUGUGCAGAGGCACAAACUGGCUCUGUACCUCUGGAGCAGCUAUGUGACUGCAGGAGGAGGACAGGACUCGAAUGUAGGAGGCUCAUAUCAUUGUUCUCCUACCCUGUGUGGAGGAGAAGGUGAAUGGGGACAUGUUACAGUCACAGUAGUGUCAAAUCAAGUACGCACUCUAGUAAGACAUAUUGUUGAUGAGAAAUAAACCCCGGUGGAAGGAGGAUGAUAAUAAGGGUAAACCGUAAACCCUCAUAUGUCUUGGGAAAGAGCCUCCGGCCCUCUAUGGUGAGGUCAGUGCUUAGGGACUUGCUGUGCAAGCCAAACUUCAUUCAACUCCAGGUCCACUUCCUUGUUCUUCCUCAGUACAGCUGGGAUUCUACACACUCUCUCGUACCCCCUCUCUCUCUUUCUCAAUCUCUCGUGUCCUUCUUUCUGUCAUUCCCUCACCCCAUUCAUGACCACCAGCCUCUGUCGCUAUGCCUGUUAAGGGAUGUGUGCAAUAGAUUGCAAUGCCUUUUGGGAGAUUCUAGUUUUUUUUUUUAUAUGACCAGGCUUAAGUGUGUUUUUUCCCAAGGGUUUAGACAGAGAUUUGUUGUAUUCAUUUAGGCCCUAUGACGUGGGGUGAGGCAGUAAAAGCUACUGCAAGACUGUACCUGAGCUAACUGCAAUCAUCAAAAGGAUAAUCUUGUUUAAUAAGGUUGAUGUCCGCGCCCCCGUGGAAAUCCAAUUGGCAUAAUGAAUUUUUUUUUAAACAUAAAAAUCAGUCAGUUUAAGCUAGAGAGCCACUGCAUCGGCCUAUAUCACGCUUCCACAUCUGGUGAAUGGUGACAGAGCUAGAGCGGUGUUUGUCAGAUCAUGAACAUCCCGAAAAUCGGUCUUCUCACAAAAUGGUCUGCAGUGUCUGAACAGUGACCCCUCUAUGGAAGGAUGGAUACUCUCACCAACACCAUAGUGUUCUCCGUUUCGCCCUACACCCGCCACACGUCAGGAGACUUGUCUGAAGUCGGUACAGACGAUCUGCCGC